CCGGUGUGCAAUGCAGUCUGGGUCUUGUAGUAGAGGUUUGUAAGGAUUCCCUGGGGCUGGAUCAUUUGUCUUCACGGCGAACUACAACGACCACGGUGCAUUGUGGAGCACUGCAGCGUGGGGGUUGUAGUUUUCCUCUUCUCCAGGCCGGCUGCUCGCUUGGGUGACUCCGCAGCGGCUGCCGCAGCAAGAGGAGACGGGGGGACGAUGUCUGCCGCUUGGGAGCUGCUGGCUCUGAGCUCCUCUCUGCUGCUGGUUGUCUUGGCGCAGGGAGGCAAAUACUCCAAGGAGGCGAACGAGGCUGCUGCAGCCGGCAGCCCGCAGCGCCAGGAGGCCGGGGAGUUCAGGGUUGUGAAGCUGAACCAGAUCUGGGAGAAAGCGCAGCGGCUUCAUCUAUCGGCUGUAAAACUGGCAGAGCUACAUAGUGACCUCAAAAUACAAGAAAAGGAUGAGCUGAGCUGGAAAAAGCUGAAGGCUGAAGGGCUUGAUGAAGAUGGAGAAAAAGAAGCCAAACUUAGACGCAAUUUACAUGUAAUUAUGACUAAAUAUGGAAUGAAUGGAAAGAAAGAUGCCCAACUAGUAGAUACCAAUUACAUCAAAGAUGGCACAGAAAGUGAUGUGCUAGAUGAUCCAAGACUGGAGAAAUUAUGGAGCAAGGCCAAGACCUCUGGGAAGUUUUCCGAUCAGGAGCUGGAUAAGCUGUGGCGGGAAUUUAAGCAUCACAAGGAAAAGAUUCAUGAAUAUAAUAUCCUGCUAGAGACUGUGAGCAGAACAGAAGAAAUCCACAAAAAUAUGAUCAACCCAUCUGAAGAGGACCAGUUCAAAGAGGAAAUCUUGCAUGGCAAACACACAGAACUCAAAGACAAAAUGCGAAGCAUCAAUCAAGGGUUUGAUCGUUUACGUAAAAUCAGCCACCAGGGCUAUGACACAGCCAGUGAAUUUGAAGAACCCAGAGUGAUUGACUUAUGGGACAUGGCCAAAUCAGCCAACUUUACUGAGAAAGAACUCGAAUCAUUUCGGGAGGAGCUGAAACACUUUGAAGCAAAAAUUGAAAAACAUCAUCAUUACCAGAAACAGUUGGAGAUUUCCCAUCAGAAACUGAAGCAUGUGGAGGGAACGGGAGAUAAAGAUCAUCUGAGCAGAAACAAAGAGAAAUACGUCAUGCUAGAAGAAAAGACUAAAGAAUUGGGAUACAAGGUAAAGAAGCACCUACAAGACUUAUCCAGUAGACUCUCAAGAGGUCUUCAACACAACGAACUCUGAACAUAUUUUUCAUGUUGUGAGAUCAAUAUACCCAAUAGAUCACUUUUCCUGGGACUUAUCAAAUACCUAGAGAAGCAGAUAAUUAAAUAUUAAGCACCCAACAGGAUUGUCCUUUGUAAGGAAUAUGUUUUCAGUCCUUUUACAUUUUAGUCACUGAACUGAUACUGUGAUAGUCAAAUUAAGUGAAUCAGUUAUAAAUAAACAUUUAAUUUGCACAUCUUUUAUCAUUUAAACUUUGCAGCUGCAUCACAUCAGCCUUUCAAAUAAUCCAUUCCAAAAAAACAGUAGGUAUUAUAUGUGAGAGCUCCGCUGUUUUUACUAUUGGGGAAACUACAUUUUGUUACCAAUAAAUCCAUCCUGAUCCAUGAAACUAAAAUUGAAGUCAGUGGGACUACUGACCGGUCUAACCCAAAGUAUGUGUUUAAGGCACUGCUGCUGCAAAGGCUUAAUAGAAAGUUAGAAUAAUCUAAAUAUACAGCCUAAGCUAGUGCCCACUGAAGUAAAAUGAAAGACUUUCACUGAAUUCAAUAGACAUUGCAUCAGAUCUUCACUGCAGAUAAUCUUAUAGUGGAUGAGUAAGGAGGGAAGAAGGGUUGGGGCCAAUUCUUCCCAGAUAGUCAUAGAUUAAUGAAUAUUUCAGAAGCUCCUGGAUUUGUAUAACUGUUUUUCACAUUUGUUCAGAGAGUGUUUGUGACACUUAAAUAAUUAAAAAACAAAAUGAGACAUCAGUGAAUUGUCUUUUCCUCUCUCCUUUGGUUAAAGAUAAUUCCAACACUUUUUUUUGCUAGAUGCUAUUUUGAGCAUGCACAUCAUAAUCCUUGUGGCAGUGGGUAUUUUUUGCAGCAGAAGAAUGUGUUUAUUUUGUAUUUUGAAUGUUUGGAAGGUGCUCUAUAUCAAAGUCACUGACUGGAUAUCAUAAGCGAUGCCUAUAGUUAAGGUUACCCUAACAUUCCAAUAUAAGACCCUGUUUUCCAUUUUUAUAACUUAACCAAACUUCAACCAUUGGGGUUUAAAUUGUCAUGCUGGGUGUCUGCCUCUGCUUGAAAUUUUUUUUUUAAGUUUCAGCUAAAACUGUUCUAAGAACAAGGGCAAAGGAAAAUAUGGAUGCUAAUAAGGUCGUACAGCCAUUUUGCUGAGAAGCUCUAG
Messenger RNA from Mauremys reevesii (Reeves's turtle), 2409 nucleotides. RefSeq names its product LDL receptor related protein associated protein 1 (gene LRPAP1). Gene Ontology annotation, cellular component: endoplasmic reticulum-Golgi intermediate compartment; plasma membrane; endosome. Bases 208 to 1263 code for a protein of 351 amino acids. The record is from RefSeq and is a predicted model, not a curated record. Gene Ontology annotation, molecular function: low-density lipoprotein particle receptor binding; lipase binding; receptor antagonist activity. NCBI's taxonomy places the organism in Eukaryota, Metazoa, Chordata, Testudines, Geoemydidae. The transcript has 8 exons. Gene Ontology annotation, biological process: negative regulation of very-low-density lipoprotein particle clearance; negative regulation of receptor internalization.